Molecule: messenger RNA, 4338 nt
Organism: Xyrauchen texanus (razorback sucker)
Lineage: Eukaryota; Metazoa; Chordata; Actinopteri; Cypriniformes; Catostomidae
Product: scavenger receptor cysteine-rich type 1 protein M130-like
Exons: 24
Coding region: 1-4338 (1445 amino acids)
Cellular component (GO): membrane
Source: RefSeq, a predicted model, not a curated record
AUGUGUACUGGAUCAGAGUCCACACUGAAGAACUGUGGAUCAUCAGGAUGGGGUAGCACUGACUCUUUUCAUGGAAAAGAUGCCGGAGUCAUCUGCUCAGAAGUGAGGUUGGUUGGAGGUUCUCGCUGCUCUGGGAGAUUAGAGAUAUUUCAUGAGAACAGGUGGGCUUCAGUGUGUGAUUCUGCCUUUGACCAGCAGGAUGCAGAGGUUGUGUGUAGAGAGCUGGACUGUGGGGCUCCUGUUCAGGUUCUGGGAGCAGCUGCUUUUGGCAAAGGAGAGGACAGUAAUAGGGUGAGGUUGGUUGGUGGUAACACUCCCUGUGCUGGAAGAGUGGAGGUUCUUCAUAGAGGACAGUGGGGAACAGUGUGUGAUAUGUACUGGGAUUUGGCUGAUGCUGCAGUAGUGUGUAGAGAACUGGACUGUGGGGAACCGGUAGAUGCUCUGAGUGGAGCUCAUUUGGGACCAGGAUCAGGACCAAUCUGGAUGAAUGGUGUGUCCUGCAGGGGGUCAGAAUCUACAUUGAAGGACUGUGGUUCAACUGAAUCCCCUGAUCAUUGUUAUAAUCAUAAUAAUAAAGCUGGGGUCAUCUGCUCAGGGGUCAGGCUUGUUGGAGACACUCGCUGCUCUGGGAGAUUAGAGAUAUUUCAUGAGAGCACGUGGGUUUCAGUGUGUGAUUCAGCCUUUGACCAGCAGGAUGCAGAGGUUGUGUGUAGAGAGCUGGACUGUGGGGCUCCUGUACAUGUAUGGGGAGCAGCUGCUUUUGGCAAAGGAGAGGACCGUAAGAGGGUGAGGUUGGUUGGUGGUCAUAAUCCCUGUGCUGGUAGAGUGGAGGUUCUUCAUAAUGGACAGUGGGGAACAGUGUGUGAUGAUUUCUGGGAUAUGGCUGAUGCUGCAGUGGUGUGUAGAGAGCUGGAAUGUGGAGAGCCUGUAGAUGUACUGAGUAAUGAUGAUGAGUCUGAACCAGGAUCAGAACAUAUCUCGAUGAGUAAUGUGAUGUGUACUGGCUCUGAGUCCACCUUAAAGAAAUGUGGUUCAGUAACAUACAAAGAUCAAGGCAAGUGUUCUGAAAAGGAGGCAGGAGUCAUUUGUUCAGGGGUCAGACUUGUUGGAGGUUCUCGCUGCUCUGGGAGAUUAGAGAUAUUUCAUGAGAACACGUGGGCUUCAGUGUGUGAUGCUGCCUUUGACCAGCAGGAUGCAGAGGUUGUGUGUAGAGAGCUGGACUGUGGGGCUCCUGUACAUGUAUGGGGAGCAGCUGCUUUUGGCAAAGGAGAGGGUCAGAUGUGGACAGAAGAGAUUCAGUGUAGAGGCAACGAAUCUCAGAUUCACCUCUGUCCAACAUCGUCUCCACAUAAACACACCUGCUCCCAUGAAAAUGAUGAGGGUCUGCUGUGUGCUAACAUACAGAAUGUGAGACUGGUAAAUGGUAACAGUCGCUGUGCUGGAAGAGUGGAGGUUCUUCAUAGAGAUCAGUGGGGAACAGUAUGUGGUGAAGACUGGGAUAUGGCUGAUGCUGCAGUAGUGUGUAGAGAGCUGGACUGCGGGGAACCUGUAGAUGCUCUUGGAGUGUUUGGUAAACCCUUCUGUGGACACAAUGAUGAUGCUGGAGUCAUCUGCUCAGAGCACAAAGAGUCCAGACUUGUUGAUGGACCUCAUCUGUGUUCUGGGAGAUUAGAGAUACUUGAUGGAAACACGUGGGUUUCAGUGUGUGAUGCUGCCUUUGACCAGCAGGAUGCAGAGAUUGUGUGUAGAGAGCUGGGCUGUGGGGCUCCUGUACAGGUGCUGGGAGCAGCUGCUUUUGGCAAAGGAGAGGGUCAGAUGUGGACAAAAGAAAUUCAGUGUAGAGGCAACGAGUCCCAAAUAUUCUUCUGUCCACAGCAGUCUUCAAGCAAUAAUGGCUGUUCCCAUGACAAUGAUGUUGGGAUUAAAUGUUCUGGUUACACAGCACUAAGACUGGGGAAUGGCUCAGAAUCUUGUUCGGGUCGAGUGGAGCUUCAGUAUCUCAGCAAAUGGGGCACAGUGUGUUUUACAUGCUGGGAUAUGAGAGAUUCAAGUGUCCUCUGUAGACAGCUGAAUUGUGGGAUUGCUGUGUCUGUUGUGGGAUCAGACUGGUUUGGAGAGGGAAGUGGUGAAAUCUGGGCUGAUGUGUUUGAUUGUCAGGGGAAUGAAACACAUUUCUCACAAUGUCCCAUCUCUUCAUGGAUUCGAGCUGAACGUUCUCAUAGUAAAGAUGUUGGAGUCAUUUGCUCUAAUUCAGCUCUGGCUCUUCAUGAUGGGCGAGUGCGGUUGUCUGGAGAGAGAGAGUGUGAGGGGGAAGUGGAAGUUUACAUCCAUCAGGUCUGGAGGAGAGUUCUGCUGGAUUCCUGGAGUCUCACUGAAUCCUCUGUGGUCUGCAGACAGCUGGGCUGUGGCUCUGUGCUGAACUUCUACAGCUCCUCUUCAUCCAGUCCUGAACACAGUCAUGAGUGUGUGAUGGGCUUCCAGUGUUCUGGGAGUGAAGCUCAUCUGGGGAACUGUAGCUCUCCACAAACUCUCAACUGCAGCUCCACACAACAGAUGUCAAUCACCUGCCAUGGUCAUGGGUCCAUCAGGCUGGUGGGUUCUGGAGGAGAUUGUGCAGGGAGGCUUGAGGUUUUUCACAAUGGCUCAUGGGGGACAGUGUGUGAUGACUCCUGGGAUAUUAAAGAUGCCCAUGUGGUGUGCAGACAGCUGCAGUGUGGAGUGGCCCUCAGUAACCAGCAGGUACCAGCCUGGUUUGGUCCUGGUUCUGGACCCAUAUGGCUGGAUGAGGUGAACUGUGAGGGGAAUGAGUCAUCCCUGUGGAACUGCUUGUCUCAGGUCUGGGGAAAACAUGACUGUCAACACAAGGAGGAUGUAGGAGUCAUGUGCUCAGAGUUUAGAGAGAUCAGAUUAACUGAGGGCUGUGAAGGGAAUGUGGAGGUUUUCUACAAUGGAUCGUGGGGUAAUGUAUGCUGGAACCAGAUGGACAGAGACACAGCGAGUCUGAUCUGUCAAGAGCUGAACUGUGGAAGAUCUGGUGUUGAGUCUGAUUCAUCAUCAAGAAUAAAAUCAGCUCAUAACUGGCUAGAUAAAUUGAAAUGUCGACCACAUGACACAAAUCUGUGGCAGUGUCCAUCAUCACCCUGGGGACAGAAUGACUGUGAUGAAGAUGAAGUGGCCCAAAUCACCUGCUCAGAGAAGGAGAGUUUGGAGUCUCCUCGCAGUCAUCUUCCAUGUUCCACCUCACGAUCGUCUCUUCAGAGACAGUGUUCAAAGCAUGUUCCUCUGAGACUGAGUGGAGGGAAGGGCCGGUGCUCUGGGAGGCUGGAGGUGUAUCAUAACGCUGUGUGGGGUUCAGUUUGUGAUGAUCAGUGGGAUAUCAGGGAUGCUCAGGUGGUCUGCAGGCAGCUGGGUUGUGGAGCAGCACUGAGUGCUGAUGGGAAUGCAGCCUUUGGUGCUGGUGAAGGUGUUGUGUGGCUAAACAGAGUCGAGUGCAGAGGGAAUGAGAUUCACCUGUGGGACUGUCCUCUCUCCCUAAAUAACCACACUGACUGCUCACACAAAAAAGACGCUGGACUCACCUGUGCAGAUUUGUCUGUGUCCACGACUCCUGCCACAGCAACAUCAGCUUUUCCUCCAGUUUCACAGACAGAAAGGGGACCAGUGCGAUCAACAUCAAUCCCUCCUCCACAAACUCCUCCAUCAGAUUUUCUCUCCAUCCCUCCAGUGGUUGUGUUUGUUCUGGUAUUUGUGCUCUUACUGAUCUUACUGCCACUCAUUGUACUGAUUCAGCAGAACAGAGUGAUGAGGAGAGCUCUCUCUAAGAGGAGACUCAGGACUCUGUCUGAAACAGUUUAUGAGGAGAUCGAUCACAGGCACACAAACAGACACAGUCACUUCACUCAGAGGGGAAGUUUCCUCUCUGAAGAACAUCAUUCUGGGUAUGAAGAUGCCGAUGAGUUCCUCUCAGCACAGUCUGCCAGUAUGGACAAGUAUGAUGAUGUCAAGCCCACAAAUGGGCUGACAGAAGAGAUCAAGAUGGUGAAGAAGAACACAGCAGAUAACUAUGAUGAUGUCAUCACUGCUGGACUGAGACCAGAUUAUGAAAAAGAUCACACACUUGAUCGCUAUGAUGAUGUCAUCCCCAUAGAACAGAAUGCUGAUACUAAAGCAGAUGACAUCCAUGAGAGGUAUGAUGAUGUCAUCACCACAGGACAGAACACUUAUCCUAACAUUCAGCUGAAUUAUGAUGAUGUCAUCACAAGUGGACAGAGCUUUAGAAACCUGAUGGACUAUGAUGAUGUGGAGGUGAAGCCAAUCAAACUAGGAGGAACUGAGUGA